This is a messenger RNA of Larimichthys crocea (large yellow croaker), 5073 nucleotides long. RefSeq names its product connector enhancer of kinase suppressor of ras 2. The record is from RefSeq and is a predicted model, not a curated record. Gene Ontology annotation, cellular component: cytoplasm; membrane. Gene Ontology annotation, molecular function: protein binding. NCBI's taxonomy places the organism in Eukaryota, Metazoa, Chordata, Actinopteri, Sciaenidae. Gene Ontology annotation, biological process: regulation of signal transduction.
CACACACACACACGGUGGGCUAUGACUCCAUGUCUGCGCGUAAGGGAGGAUGCUCGCAGCUCGCAGACAGCGGUAUGAAGCGGCGGUCUGUGCGUCCUCCUCCUCCUCCUCCUCCUCCUCCUCCUGCUCCUCCUGCUCUGAUGGUGGUGGGCUGUGUUUUGGAGGGGGGUCGGCAGCCUCCAGCCUCCAGCCUCACUGAGCCUGACAUGAAUGACAAGUAAAGGAGCUGUGAGCUUCACAGGAAUGUGCGCUGCGCCGCGCUCAGGCGGCUCCAAAGACACAUUUUGGACAUUUUGGACAUUUUGGACCUUUCGGACCUCCGUCGGUUUGUUUGUGAACAUCCAGCUGAGAUUUUUUGAUUUUUGAAUUUUGAUUUUUUUAUCUGAACAUUUCUUUGUGCAGCAGGGGGAGGACCGGCAGCGCUGUUCUUUGUCAGGCUCGAACACAAACUUGUCCAUGGCUCUGGUCAUGGAGCCUGUGAGCAAGUGGAGCUCGGGUCAGGUGGUGGACUGGAUGAAAGGCCUGGACGACUGCCUGCAGCAGUACAUCAAGACCUUCGAGAGGGAGAAAGUCGGGGGAGACCAGCUGCUGCGCAUCACCCACCAGGAGCUGGAGGACUUGGGGGUGUCCAGAAUCGGCCACCAGGAGCUGAUCCUGGAGGCGGUGGACUUACUCUGCGCUCUGGUGAAAUACGGGCUGGAGACGGAGAACCGGAAGACGCUGUCUCAUAAGCUAACGCGUUGCCAAGAACCGCAGAACUUCACCGGCCGGCGCCGCAGCGGCCACUACGACGCCGAGCCACCCGCAAGCUGCCCAACGACGUUCCUCACCUCCGUGGUCGACCUGAAUCGCCGCGGCCAAACCCUGGCCUGGCUGGACAGGUCUCCAUUCGCCGCCGUGGCCGAUUACUCGGUGACCAGAAACAACGUGAUCCAGCUGUGUCUGGAGCUCACCACCAUUGUACAACAGGACUGCUCCGUGUACGAAACCGAAAACAAAAUCCUGCAUGUGUGUAAAACUCUGUCUGGAGUGUGCGACCACAUCAUCUCUCUGUCUUCGGAUCCCAUGGUGUCCCAGGCGGCACAUUUGGAGGUUGUGCAGCUCGCCAACAUAAAAUCCACUGAAGGACUGGGCAUGUACAUCAAGUCCACAUACGACGGUCUGCAUGUGAUCACCGGGACAACAGAAGGAUCGCUGGCUGACCGCUGUAAGAAAAUCCACGCUGGAGAUGAAGUCAUUCAGGUCAAUCAUCAGACCGUGGUGGGCUGGCAGCUGAAGAACCUGGUGAACUCGUUGCGUGGUGACCCUGCAGGCGUCACCCUGACCCUGAAGAAGCGCCCGCAGAGCACGCUCACCUCCACCCCGGCUCUGCUCAAGAACAUGAGGUGGAAACCUCUGGCUCUGCAGCCAAUCUUCCCUCAGAGCCCCAGCAGCAGCGUCGCCACCCCCACCAGCACUUUAAGCACCCCGUCCAGGAGGAGCAGCUGCGCCCUGCAGGACCUCUACAUCCCCCCUCCACCCGCAGAGCCCUACACCCCCAGGAGUGUCGAGGCAGUUCCCUCUGGUGGAGGAAGACGCUAUCGUGUAGGUUACGAGUACGGACCAGAACCAGGAGGUGUAUCGGGCCCGCAGGGGGAGCACCCCCACUACGGCAGGCUCAGGCCCAUCUCAUGGCCGGUGGAAUACAACUGGGUGGGAGACAACGAAGACCUGGCCAAGCGUGAAGAAGAGAGCCGGAGAGCUGGGAGUCCCAUGGCUUCGAUCAGCAAGAGGCGGAUCUCGUGCAGGUACCUGGGUCAGGGCGACUGCGAGGGCUGGCUGUGGAAGAAGAAAGAUGCUAAAACGUAUUUUUCACAGAAGUGGAAGAAGUACUGGUUCAUCCUGAAAGACACGUGCCUGUACUGGUACAUGAACGGAGAGCGCUUCAAGGCUUGCCAUCCGAAGAUAAAGACCUUCUACUAUCUGUCGGCAGCAGAAAAUGUGGACGACAUGUCCCGUAUGGCGGUGGCGCGCGGCUACGCCGAGCCGGAAAAAUCCGCCAGGACCAAGAUUACGGGAGUGAGAGCGAUCAAGAGGACAUGGAGAUGCCCCAUGUCCCAAACAGGACAGUCCUCCUCCGCCGUACGACACCUACCCCCGAGCAUCCUCCGAGUUCCUCUCGGAGCCUCUGGACGCCGGCGGCAGCAACAACGGCGUCUCGCCCGGCAGAAGCCGAGCAGCCACCGGAACUCGUGGCACGACCCGAUGGAGAGCAGCGCGAGGAUGCACUACCUCCAGACGUUUCCCGUGGAGGAGCCCAUGCUGCCCGAGGACCGGACCAGCUGGCGAUGGAGUACCGCAGGCAGUCCACCCCCUGCCGGCUCAGCGCAGCUGCUGCAGGAACAGUACCGGGCCCUGCCGCUGCCGCUCAGGACCAGCAUCGACUCAGACAGGAGGGAAACCACGCAGCUUCACCUCCCCAGAGACAGCGGGCUCCACGCCAUCCGGGCCACCACCGCGCUGCGUCGGACCAGAGGAGCCCAAGCACUACCACCCUGGACCGGGCCAGAGACACGGUUAAAGCAGGGCAGGCUCAGGCCCAUCUCAAUGCCGGUGGAAUACAACUGGGUGGGAGACAACGAAGACCUGGCCAAGCUGAAGAGAGAGAGCCGGAGAGAGAACUCCCUGCUGCGCUUUGCGAGCGAGGAUAAAGCGCCGGGGGAGGACUUCCUGCUGGGACGCAGUCUGAGCCAGAACAGGAGGAAGACCGAGCGAGGAGGAAGCCCCACCCAUUACGCGCUGGUCCCCGCCCUGCAGAUGGAGGUCUCCCUGUCCACGUCCAGCUCCGACUCGGCCUCUCUCUACCACGUGUUUGAACGCUCCUCGCUGCUGUCAAGGUCAAAGAAGAAGAGUAAAGCUGGGAGUCCCAUGGCUUCGAUCAGCAAGAGGCGGAUCUCGUGCAGGGACCUGGGUCAGGGCGACUGCGAGGGCUGGCUGUGGAAGAAGAAAGAUGCUAAAACGUAUUUUUCACAGAAGUGGAAGAAGUACUGGUUCAUCCUGAAAGACACGUGUCUGUACUGGUACAUGAACGGAGAGGAUGAGAAGGCCGAGGGCUUCGUCAGCCUCCCCGAGUUCAAGAUCGAUCGCGCCACCGAAUGCAGACGCAAGUUCGCUUUCAAGGCUUGCCAUCCGAAGAUAAAGACCUUCUACUUUGCAGCAGAAAAUGUGGACGACAUGUCCCGGUGGCUGAGCCGUCUCAGUAUGGCGGUGGCAGGCUACGCCGAGCCGGAGAAAAUCCGCCAGGACCAAGAUUACUGGAGUGAGAGCGACCACGAGGACAUGGAGAUGCCCUCCAUGUCCAAACAGGACAGUCCUCCUCCGCCGUACGACACCUACCCCCGAGCAUCCUCCGUGAGUCCGUACCUGGAACCCAAACGUGGCCACCUCUCCUCCUCCGACACCUUCCAGUCCCGCUCCUCUCACGAGGAGUUCCUCUCGGAGCCUCUGGACGCCGGCGGCAGCAACAACGGCGUCUCGCCCGGGCAGAAGCCGAGCAGCCACCGGAACUCGUGGCACGACCCGAUGGAGAGCAGCGCGAGGAUGCACUACCUCCAGACGUUUCCCGUGGAGGAGCCCAUGCUGCCCGAGGACCGGGACCAGCUGGCGAUGGAGUACCGCAGGCAGUCCACCCUGCCGGCUCAGCGCAGCCUGCUGCAGGAACAGUACCGGGCCCUGCCGCUGCCGCUCAGGACCAGCAUCGACUCAGACGCGGGAGGGAAACCACGCAGCUUCACGCUCCCCAGAGACAGCGGGCUCCACGCCAUCCUGGCCGCCACCGCCGCUGCGUCGGACCAGAGGGAGCCCCAGCACUACCACCUGGACCGGGCCAGAGACACGGGCCACGGUCGGGACUGCAGGAUGCAGGCCGACUCUCUGGGCGAUCUGUACCGGGCUCUGGAGCAGACCAGUCUGUCCACCUCGGCUGACCACAGAUCAACCAGCCGCCUCGAGUACAAGCGCUCCUUUGUCCGCCGAGUCAACGACCCCCUGCUGAACGACAAGCUCCACCGCCUGCGGGUCCUCCACAGCUCACUGAAGAAUGUCCCUCUUCAAGACACAAACCGGUCUUUGGGUUUUUUAGGGUGAGGGUCAGUGUGUGGACUGAACCUGGAUCGUAUCGCCUCUGUCUGUGCCUCACUCAUCCUUCUGCUGGACUUCAAACCUGCCCGGGCUCCUCACGUCAUCUCCUGCUUCCUCCUCUCUGCUCCUUCCAGCUGGCUCGCCGUGCAGGAGUCAAAGACCUCAGAGCGUCUCUGGAGCUUCAGCACUUUGUGACUCGUGGAGCUUCACAUGCAUGGCCACCUUCCCUCCUUCUCGCUUCUGUUGAAUCGUUUCUUGAACGUUAUGCUGGAGUUGUGUGCCGCUGCUCACAACGUUUCCUCAUGCAUGUGUGUGUGAUUAAAGGGUGUGUUUGUUCUCUGAGUGUACAGGGUGUUAAACAUAUAUAUAUAUACACAUAAAUAUAUAUAUUUAAUAUUACAUUACUACAGCAGCAGUGACUACACAGAGUUUUGGGGUACGUACAAACUGUAAAUCAAGUGCUGUGCCUCAGUGAUUGUGAAUGUACAUUGUACUUUUCCAAGAGAGAAACAGAAGAAACGAGCUCCUCCUCAGAAAUCUAACGCUUGGCAAUAAUGAACUAGAACUGUAAAUUACAGAGGAACGAUGAGAAUAGUUGUCUAUUUUUGUAUGCAUGCCGUCCAACCUGAUGUUUGUAAAACGGUUUUGUAUUUCUGAGUGUGUUUGGUCGCUCUCUGGCCCCGCCCCGCCCCACCUGGCCCCGCCCACCUGGCCCCGCCCAACCACGUCGUGUUUUUAAGACUUAUUUUAAAAUUUGCCGCAGAAAAGUUUCAGAUUUUUUGAAGUGUUCAGAAAAAGAGGAAUAACUUGUAUUUAUUAUUAAGUGUUUAAUGUACACGCAUGCUUUGUAUGACUAAAACACACGUUACCAUGCCAGUGGAAGUCUGACUCACGUGUGCCACAUUGUAGCUACAUGACUUUUUUAUUGAAUAAAGUACGGCAUGGGCACACAGA